CGGAAGUUCAGAAAUUCUGAGCUUUCCUUUCUACAAGCCCACUCAACCUGAUUGUGGAUUAUGCAAGGUGGAUUGUGAUGCUACUCCACAUCCCAUGAUUGAAUUGGAAGGAGUGAAGUAUCAAAUUCUUGCAAAGCAGAAUGUUUUUGUCACAAUUAAGGACCCUAUUCUUGAAAAUUUCUUGAAUAAGAAGAGUUGUCAAUCUUUUGAGAGAAAUCUCUCUCUCCCAAUAUCUCCUAUAAUCACCUAUACAGUCUACCCUUUCCUCACCUUGUUCAGAUGCAAUUCUAGCAAGAAGAGAUUCCAAGAAGAUUUCUCUUACCAGGGUUUUCAGAGCUACAAUGGCCGCGAAAGUUUCACAUUAUACUAUAACAUCUCAUCCAUUUCUUCUACAGGAUAUACUCUUCCUACUAGCUGUUCAAUGAUUCAAUUGCCUAUAUGGCGUCAGGUUUUGAAUCAAAACCGAAUAAUAGCGACCUGUUCGAUCUGUUAGCUGCUGAAGUUUCUCUAGGAUGGAGGGUAUCUAAUAAGUGUAAUCAGUGUUAUUCUAGAGGAGGACGGUGUGAAGUUGACAGCAACAACAAUUUUUUUUGUUCUGCUGGUGAAGGCAAAGGAACAUUGAAAAAGCGUCAUCUUCGGACAACCUUGCUCGUCAUAGUCACAGUUGCAGUUUUCUCUUGCACUGGAAUUUUGACUUUGCUCUUCUGCUUCAGAAAAAAGAUUUUCUUGCACAAGUACCUCAGGUUUUGGGAAACCAAAGCUGAGGAUCACCGAAAUAUUGAAGCAUUUCUGAAAAACUAUGGGCCAUAUGCUCCAAAGAGAUACAGCUAUUCAGACGUCAGAAAGAUGACCAGUCACUUCAAAAACAAACUAGGUCAAGGAGGAUAUGGUUAUGUAUAUAAAGGAAGUUUGCAGAAUGGAAGGCAUGUGGCUGUGAAGGUCCUGAAUGAACUGAAAGGCAGUGGUGAAGAUUUCAUUAACGAGGUGGGAAGUAUUAGCAGGACAUCACAUGUUAACAUCGUGAGGCUUGUGGGAUUUUGUUUUGAGGGCCGCAAAAGAGCUCUCGUUUAUGAAUACAUGCCAAAUGGAUCUCUUGAAAAGUUUAUCUAUGAGGAAAUAUCCGACAGAGUUCGCCAAUUGGAUUGGCCAGUACUGUACAAAAUUUCACUAGGCAUUGCUCGAGGAUUGGAGUACUUGCAUCGUGGUUGUAACACUCGGAUUCUACAUUUUGAUAUAAAGCCUCAUAAUAUACUGCUUGAUGAAGAUUUUUGUCCUAAGAUCUCUGACUUUGGCCUUGCCAAACUAUGCAUGAAAAAGGAGAGCAUUGUGUCAAUGUUAGGUGCCAGAGGGACUAUUGGUUAUAUUGCUCCAGAAAUUGUUUGCAGAAACUUGGGAGGUGUCUCUCACAAGUCUGAUGUCUAUAGCUAUGGAAUGAUGGUCCUAGAGAUGGUUGGAGGAAGAAAAAAUGUUGACGCCAGACUUGAUCAUACGAGUGAAAUCUACUUUCCAGAAUGGCUCUGUCAACGAAUUGAACUGGAUGAAGAACUUCAAUUAAUUGGGAUAAUGAAUGAAGAGGACAAAGAAUGUGCACGAAAGAUGGUGAUAGCAAGUCUAUGGUGCGUCCAAACUGGUCCCUCAAAUCGACCAUCUAUGACUAAGGUUGUGGAAAUGUUAGAGGGGAACCUAAACUCUUUGCAAAUUCCUCCCACGCCUUACCUAUAUUCUCCCUCAAGAACAGAGGUAGAUUCAUAGCACUAGAAUUGACCUCAUCAGCAGUAGAAUUGACCUAAGCUUUGUUUGUUGAUAUGUCAGCUAUUAUUUGUGUAGUCUCAUUUUUGUUAUGGAAUUUUAGUAAAAGCAGGUACAGUUGUCUCUAUUUUCUCCUUAUAAGAGGUUGUUAAGUUUGGUAUCCAAUGUACUUAUAUGUCCUUGAGUCUUAAAGGAUGUAGAAUCAUAUAUUUCUUAAUGAUUGAUCGCUAAAAAUAUCAGCGAUUUGUCUGAA
Molecule: messenger RNA, 2002 nt
Organism: Lycium ferocissimum
Lineage: Eukaryota; Viridiplantae; Streptophyta; Magnoliopsida; Solanales; Solanaceae
Product: rust resistance kinase Lr10-like
Exons: 3
Coding region: 439-1752 (437 amino acids)
Biological process (GO): protein phosphorylation
Molecular function (GO): protein kinase activity; ATP binding
Source: RefSeq, a predicted model, not a curated record